GAUGUUUGGAUGAUGUCCGACUAGAAGGUAAACACCUGCCGCUGCCACCAGCCAUGAAUGGUACUCAAUGGGGUCAGGCAACUAUGGCCAGGAACCUGGACCGUGGAUGUUCGUCCAAUAAACCCUGUGCCAAUGUUAUCUGUCCAGAGCCUUUCGAAUGUGUUGAUUUGUGGAACGACUACGAAUGCACCUGUGGAGAGGGUCGAAUUAUGUCGGCUGAUUCUAAAGACUGCACCGACAAGGACGAAUGUAUCGAUCUUCCGUGUCUAAAUGGAGGAACGUGUAUCAACUUGGAGCCAAAUUUGAGGUACAGAUGUAACUGUCCAGAUGGUUUCUGGGGCGAAAACUGCGAACUAAUUCAAGAAGGACAGACGCUAAAAUUGUCGAUGGGUGCCCUAGCCGCCAUUCUGGUGUGCCUGUUGAUUAUCUUAAGUGAGCAAACGAAUUCAUGUUUACUUUGAAUAGCAGUUGGUAAUUUAGGAGGACUCUCGA
This is a messenger RNA of Dendroctonus ponderosae (mountain pine beetle), 492 nucleotides long. RefSeq names its product putative neural-cadherin 2. The transcript is spliced from 2 exons. Gene Ontology annotation, cellular component: plasma membrane; protein-containing complex. The record is from RefSeq and is a predicted model, not a curated record. The annotation marks the transcript as partial. NCBI's taxonomy places the organism in Eukaryota, Metazoa, Arthropoda, Insecta, Coleoptera, Curculionidae. Gene Ontology annotation, biological process: heterophilic cell-cell adhesion; establishment or maintenance of epithelial cell apical/basal polarity. Gene Ontology annotation, molecular function: calcium ion binding.